Messenger RNA from Myripristis murdjan (pinecone soldierfish), 3776 nucleotides. It is a transcript of the gene tagapb, whose product is annotated as T cell activation RhoGTPase activating protein b. Gene Ontology annotation, biological process: signal transduction; regulation of Rho protein signal transduction. The transcript is spliced from 14 exons. Gene Ontology annotation, molecular function: GTPase activator activity. The record is from RefSeq and is a predicted model, not a curated record. Bases 163 to 2781 code for a protein of 872 amino acids. Lineage: Eukaryota; Metazoa; Chordata; Actinopteri; Holocentriformes; Holocentridae.
AUUCUGCAGCUCGCUUGCAACAAGAGUCCUCACACUGGGACGCAAACUGGGAGAGUCACUCUGCUGCUCCUCCUCUGUGUAAACAGCCACCACCAGUGGGACUUUGACAGAAACCAGAAGACAGCGGGACACUGGGGUUGCUGUCGGCCCGGAGACACCAGCAUGGACACGCCGGGUCCUGGAGGCCGAGAUCACAGGAUUGCCGCUCUGAGGAGAGGAAGCUACGAUGACGCUGCAACUUCUCUGCGCCCUCACCUCCGCAGUCUGGCUCAAAGGCGACGCUCCGCCCCGUCACUGGCUUUUGGGAAGGCCCUGGGGAUGCCGUGGUCUCCGAUCAGGGAGGAGGCCCCCUGCUGGGUCACCGUGGAGCAGAGCCCGUUUGUCCUCGGCCUCAGCAGUGAGAAUGGAGAGCUGCUGCUGGAUGAAUGCGUUCAGGUCACCGAGGGCACAAAGACCAUGGAGAGACACCUCUUCCUUUUCAGCGACGUCAUCGUCUUUGCUAAACUGAAGUCGACUGCCAGCUACCGCCUGAAGCACAGAGUGAGUCUGGAGGACGUGUGGCUUUACGGUUUUGAUGACGAGCCGGACGAGGAGGACGGAGUGGCAGACGUUGACCUCAAGCUGACCCUCCUCUUGGCGUGGGCUCUCAAUUUCUGCAUGGUGUCAUUCCGCUCGCCUGAGGUGAAAGAACGCUGGUUGGAUACUCUUCACAGGAAAAUUAAAGAAGCAAAACAGAGAGCUGGUUGUGCUUCUCCACCUCCAGGCGUCCUCAUGAAGGUGUUGAGUGGCAGCAUCACAAGUAAAACUCUAACAGGUGGUGGCAUGGAAACUUUCAUUGAGUCUCCACUUGAUGGCGACGCAAAGAUCUCUGCCCAGCCUAAGCAGUUGUAUAACCAAGAGGACAGGUUGUCACAGCCGAUUGAAAAUAACAGCAAGUGGAACCUGGUGAGGAGGCUGAGGAGAGGAUCUGGGCGAACCAAGACCCAGCUGUUUGGACAGCCACUCUGCAAGAUCUGCCCAGACAACUCCUCUCUACCCAAACCACUCACAGAGAUACUGGUGUUGCUGUGGAAGAAGGGCCCGUCCACAGAGGGAGUGUUUCGGAAGCCCUGCCACAACAAGAACAUGCGCACCAUCCGAGAGCAGCUCAACAGCGGCCUGGAGGUGGACAUGGAGAGCCUGCCUGUCGUCCUUCUAGUGGGCCUCCUCAAAAGUUUUCUGAAGGAACUUCCUGGCAGCUUGCUGGUGUCUGAACUUUAUGACAACUGGAUGAAGGCUCUGGAUAAUGAAGACACCCAGCAGAGGGCUUUGGAAGUCAAGAGGGUGGUAGACAUGCUACCGGGGCUCAACAAACUCCUCCUGCAGUAUCUGCUGAGCGUCCUCCACCGAAUCCUUGAGAAUGAGGAUGCUACUAAAAUGAAUGCCCACAACCUGGCGGUGUGUAUCGCGCCCACGCUGCUGCAGCUGGACAGCACCCCUUUGGAUGAGCAGCACGAUCAGAUGAAGAAGGUGACAGUGCUAACCGAGUUCCUCAUUGAGCACUCUGAGAUAGUUGGAGAGAAUAUCCCGAAUCUCCUGGAUACUGAUGAGGAUAACUCAGACUCCCUGUCCUCACAGCAGCAUGACUCUGCAUACGACAGCACCGACCCAGACGCAGAUGGAGAUCCAGGAGAGUGCACGGGCUCCACACAGGAAGGGAGCUGGUCGUCUCCCUCUCUCCUCCACUCCUGCAAAGCCAUCCCCUCUUGGCCCUCUGAUGCCAUAUUCCAAACUUUCGCAAAACCUUCAUUCAACCGCCGCUGCUCCGAGCCCAUCAUCCUCCACUCGGCUGAGAUGAGGAGGCUGUGCGGCGCGGCCAGGAGUCACGACGACUGCUCGCUGGAGGGGAGGGACUUUGAGGAGCAGCCUCUCAAAAAGCAGAUCUCUGAUGACUCCUUCUUACUUGGAGGACGAGGCAGAGCCACACCAUCUCUGUCGUUCCCAAAACUCGGCAUGGAUCCUGUGACCCACAUUGCAUGUAAUCACUUCAAGGACUGCACAUGCUCCUCCUCCUGCUCUCUGGAGAGUGCUGCCUCCAACCAAUCAGAGGGCUCCGUUUUCACCAGUUCCCCAGUGGUGUCACCAACCUGUCCCCGCAGGGCCCACUCCAUCCACCAGGCCCCGGCGGGUGCCAAGCUCCGACAGGAUAUUGUCAGAACAGAUUCCAAUGGGAAGAAGCGCUCGCAGUCCAUGAAGCUUGAAGGCAAGCUGCCAGUGAGGACCAAGAGCCUGGGUUCCUUCUCCUUUACCAGGGGCAGCCUGAAGAAAGGGGACCCCCAGAAAGAAAACCCCUUCCCCUGUGAAACUCUCCAAGAAGACUCCCAGAGUGAGGCAGAGCUGCCAGCCGAGCCUCUGCACAAGCCCCGGCCUCUGUCAGCCAUCGAGGUUUUCCAGCAGGUGGACUCCAGGCUGCCCUGCAGGCCUCCGACCUAUGAGCAGGCCGUUCAGAAUACAGGCCUGCCUCCUCUUUACGGCUCCAUGACAGUAAAAGAUGCCAUAGAAAGGAGGUCUCGGCCGGCCUCUGUGAAUUAUGACUUCCCUGCUACAUGUCCAGUCAAUCAAUACGCAGACUGUUUCGCUCAGGCGGCAGAGGGUACAGCCGGCACUGUUGACCGGCGUCUCCCUUUCCGCCAGAGGGCCAUGUCUGAGUCUGUGUCCAGAUCCCAUCGGGAUGGGUUGUCACGGAGAUGUAGCCAGCCAAUGUUUGAGGAGUAUUCUUAUGCCAAGGAGUCUUAUGUCUGAUUGGCUUUGGGACUUAACGAUUGAGAGAGAGAUGAGAUUGGAGUUUCAGUCACACAAACAUUUUAGAGCUGUUGUGGAAACAGAAAUAAUCCUGUUGGUUGAGUUAAACCUCCAAGGAACCUUUUUUUUGGAGGGGCAAGUUACUUGGUUACUUGGCAAACUUGAAUGGCAAAAGAAGGGACUCUGGUCAAAUUAAAAAUACGCAUUUAAAUAGCAGUAGCUUCUUUUUUCAUUCAUCAUAACAAUGACACUUAUAAUCUAGAAAGCAGAUAAGAUAACUAGCUUUCGUAAAUAGCUAUGUGAAAGCUUGCUGUGGAGCUUGCUAUGUAAAAUAUUAGAUUAGCACGGCUUGGUGGCAUUUCUUCAAUUAGUAGCAGUAGUGCAAUGGUUCAUCAUAUUAGCAUUCUUCCCUCUUUGCCCUUGCUGUUUUCACUGGGGUUCCGUCUAACCUUACUUGCCAGAAAAUAAUAUGGUUCUCUGGCUCCGCCCACUAAUGUUUAACUCAACCAAUGAGAUUAUGUCUGCCUCCAAGGCUGCCCCGCCUCUAAGAAAGGUGUGUACACUUUAAAGUCCAAUCUAGCCAAUGUUUCACUCUUUCACUUUGAAUGUACGCCCGCUGUGUGCAACCAUUAUCGGUUGGACUUUCGCAGUAGUACUGUUUAGAGUACGGGAAUAUAAAAACAAUUAGUCACCAGGAUAGAUAUUUAGUCUAUCACAAAGAAGCUAUGUAAACACAACUUCUGAAAAUAUGCUAUGAAUUUUAAUUUUCUCUUGUUCACCGUUUGUUGUUUGUUGUCAGAGAUUUUAUUUGCUUAGUGAAAUGUACAGUAUAGUAGAUGAAUAUCUGAGCACAUGUUUGUUUUAGCUUUUUGUAAAUACUUUUUUUUUGUCUUUUCCUUGCAUCGUUCUUUACUUCCACUACAGCACCUUUUUGAUGAACCAUGUUUUGUUUGUUUUCUCCUGUUGAAUAAAUUCCAACAGAUAAAGCUGAGUAA